AUGAGCCAGGAGGACUGGGACUCGGAGAUCGGCGACAGCGCCACGCCCGCCGUGCCGCCCUUCGAGGAGCUGGAAAUGGACUUCUCUGGAAGAGCGAGUGGCCUCUUGUCUGACUGCAAUCAAAGUAUAGGCUCUUUAGGUAUUGGUGCUGGUGAAGGGCGCAAAAAUCAGCAAAGGCAGGAUGAUUUUGGAGUUGGAGGAUGCUUUAGGAGUAAAGGCUUUCAAGAAAGGAACAGCAUAGAUGGUCCCAGUACACAAAAAGUUGGUUUUAGAGGCACUUCUGGAGGCUUUGGACAAAAUCAGAGUGAUAGUGAAAGCUAUGGAAGCAGAAUGUCUGGAUGCCAAGGAGGUUACAAAGGACAGGAUGAAGAAAUAGGUUCUGGAAGAAGUUCCUGGAAGUCUGGUGGUGAAGCAGGUGGUGAUGCAGGUCCGAAGGUGACUUAUGUGCCCCCACCCCCACCCAAUGACGAAGAAUCCAUCUUUGCACAUUAUCAGACAGGAAUUAAUUUUGACAAAUAUGACCAAAAUGUUGUUGAAGUAUCAGGGCUUGAUCCUCCAGCAGCAAUACUGACUUUUGAAGAAGCUAACCUCAGUCAGACUUUAAAUAGGAACAUUGCUAAAGCUGGAUACUCUAAACUUACUCCAGUGCAGAAGUACAGUAUUCCUAUUAUACUUGCAGGACGGGAUUUAAUGGCAUGUGCCCAAACAGGAUCAGGAAAAACUGCAGCUUUUCUGCUAGCAAUUGUGGCCCAUAUGAUGAGAGAUGGCAUAACUGCCAGUUCCUUUAAAGAACAGCAAGAACCAGAAUGUAUAAUUGUAGCCCCAACUAGAGAAUUGAUAAACCAGAUCUUCCUAGAAGCAAGGAAAUUUGUGUAUGGGACUUGCAUAAGGCCUGUUGUGAUCUAUGGAGGAACACAAACAGGUCAUUCAAUUCGUCAGGUGAUGCAAGGCUGUAACAUACUAUGUGCCACACCAGGAAGGCUUAUGGACCUCAUUGGAAAAGAAAAGAUUGGUCUGAAUAAAGUGAAAUACUUGGUGAUAGAUGAGGCAGACCAUAUGCUUGAUAUGGGUUUUGGUGUAGAGAUGAAGAAGCUAAUUUCUUUUCCAAGCAUGCCACCAAAGGACAAGCGUCGGACCCUGAUGUUUAGUGCCACUUUUCCUGAAGAAGUUCAGAGGCUGGCUGGUGAAUUUUUGAAAACUGAGUAUUUAUUUGUUGUUGUUGGACAUGCUGGCGGAGCCUGCAGUGAUGUUCAGCAAAGUAUUCUUAAGGUGGCUCAAUAUUCCAAGAGGGAGAAACUGCUAGAAAUUCUACAAAGCACAGGUUGUGAACGAACCAUGGUAUUUGUGGAUACAAAGAAAAAAACUGACUUCAUUGCAGCCUUUCUUUGUCAAGAAAAAAUACCAGCCACUAGCAUCCAUGGAGCUAGAGAACAGAGAGAGAGAGAAGUAGCUCUUCGGGAUUUUCGAUCUGGAAAAUGCCCUGUUCUUGUGGCAACUUCAGUGGCAGCAAGAGGCCUGGAUAUUGAAAAUGUUCAGCAUGUUAUUAACUUUGAUCUCCCCCCCACCAUUGAAGAGUAUGUGCACCGAAUUGGACGAACAGGACGUUGUGGAAAUACAGGCCGAGCCAUUUCUUUCUUCGAUAACAAUUCUGAUGGCCACCUUGCCCAAUCUCUAGUUAAAGUGCUUUCAGAUGCCCAGCAGGAGGUUCCAGUUUGGCUAGAAGAAAUGGCUUUCAGUGUUUCUGAAACCAGUUUUAGCACUCCAAGGGGAAACGUCUUUAAAUCAGUUGAUACCCGAACAAAUUAUGAAGGCAGAGGCAGUCCCAACCCAGGAGGAAUGAGACCAUCAUACACUGCAAGUGCAUUUGAGUCAUGGGAUUAAAACUCAUUUA
Molecule: messenger RNA, 1891 nt
Organism: Tinamus guttatus (white-throated tinamou)
Lineage: Eukaryota; Metazoa; Chordata; Aves; Tinamiformes; Tinamidae
Source: RefSeq, a predicted model, not a curated record